AUGCAAGCUCAGCGCGUCAAAGUCACGCUCUCAGGACCCCCACAACUCACAUCAACAGAUCUCUGGGCUCAAGUUUGGUCGGCACUCGCUUUACAAUUUCCACUUCGAAACCUACACUGGAAACCAGCUACUCGAACAUCAAUACGGACAAUUCAAUCUUUGGAUGUCAGUCUGCUUGCUCUUGAAUCGCUGAGAGAGGAGGGCACGUCCCAGAUACCAGUUAGUAUCUUGGAUAAGCUGCUACUAAAUAUAUAUGUUGUAGCUUGCGAUGAUAAUGAUUCAUACAGAAGUUCGGUCAAGAAACAAAUUAAGGAGUGGCAUACGCAGAUCACGCAGCGAAAGUGUCAAGAAUGGAUGAUUCUAAAUAUCUCGAAGACGGAUCCUCGACAGACCCAGACCGGCUUACUCAAGAUGAGGGGAACAGUUAUAGAUCGAAUACGAGCAGACUUCAACUUAGACAAGAAAGACCGUUGUGCCCAACUGACUUGGACUACGGACAUUGAGAAUCCAGCAAUUUGGGCGGAGAUCGUCUCGAAAGUGAAGGAUGGCGUCAUUGCAGCCUUCGACCAAGCCGUUUCCCAACGAGAGGAAGAAGUUAAGCGCUCAGAAUUGCAAAAGACUAUGCCAGGAUGGAACUUCUGCACAUUCUUCAUCUUAAAGGAAAGUCUCGCAAGCUCUUUUGAAGGGGCGAAUCUUCCCGAGGACGCGCUACUACAGUACGAAGAACUCGAGGCCUCGUUCUUUCAGGUUCUGAAGGACAGAACAUUAUGGUUUGGUAAUUUUGUAGAACCUUCGUCGAAGGACGACUCUUUACCCCUGCUAUCGACCACGAAGAAGCCGUACAGGGAUCUUAUCAUAGCAAAUACAAUCACCGUGUUUGACAUUAGGGUUUAUCUCUUAGCCCGACAGUCAAUUGUACUUGGCCAGAUGGGAAGGUUGACAGACGUCACAAGGAAGGUCUCGAUGUUCCUAGCCGCCUUUGGCGGUCGACUGCGAGAUUAUAAGGAAGUUUUACCGAACUUCUUCAUCGAAUCCUGGGUCUAUUCAUCCGCACUUAGUGUUGUUGAGACAUGUGAUGACUGGGCUCGUAGAAAUCUGGAUUCGAGUUCUUCAAACGGUUAUAAUGCCGGCAAGGCGGAAUUACUUGCCAGCGCACGUAACCAGCUCGACAAGCUAGGUAUUCAAUUGGGCUUUCUCCCAAACGGACCGCCUUUUUCGGAUUGCGUGGUAGACCCAGAGAGCCUCAAACCCGUAGAUCUAGGCACAGUCUCUGCGAAGCGCUCGUCUCGGCAGAUAUCGAACCCUGAUAUUCUUGGCUUUCUGAGCGACAAAUCAUCAUUCUAUGACUUGUAUAUCAAGCUGACAAAUAGAGCUAUCGACUUAUUCGUAAAAUCAGGUCGGCGUAAGUUUGCCCUUAAGCUACACGGCAGUUUAGCGGCCCUCGACCUGUUUCGAGAACGGCUCACUGCGGCACUGCAGACGUUUACUUCGUUACCCGCACAUUAUGCACCCAACCGCUGGUCGAGUCUGGAAGCGUACAUGCUGUUCCAAAGCGUGGAAACUCAUGUGCGACUACGGAGCGAUCACGACCGACAAUGGAUCCAUAUCGUCGCAGCAUUCCUGAAGGCCUACUUGGAAGAUAACUCAAUGAAUUUACUGGAUGGGAUGACAGACAAAUGUGCAUAUAUCAGGCGCCUCAUAGAAAACGUCGCCGAGGCGGCUCCUCAAGUUGAUGGUGAACUCGUCUUUCAUGAUCAUCCGAUGAUGAGCGUAACGCCCCUGAUCGAGAGUGCGCGUUGUGCAGGCGACAAGGAUGGAUAUCUCUUUGAUGUUACUAUCCAUAACAAAUUGCCGUGUGACGUACCAUUCGACAAUGUUACACUGUACUUAUCGGGUCGCGGCCGUGAAACUAUGGAAUUUCGAAGUGGUUCUAUAGUCGCAGAACCUGGUCUUCAAACGGUGUCCCUGUCUUGUCCGGUCCCAAAAUCUGGAACAUAUGCAAUGGAUAAGAUUGAUUUGAAUUUGGGUCGUCUUUCUUUCCAGUGGGCUUUCGCAGGAAAGCAGAAACGUCGUCAGUCCUCAGCACCUGCUGAAGCAGCGAAUCUGCCAAAGCUCGUCAAGCUUCCAAAGGACCCUCGUGCAGUGCAGAUAGACAUUCAGCAAUCUCUGAAAGUUGAAAUUGCCGGUCCAUCGUGGUUGUCAGUCGCAAUAUCACGCGGCAGAAACAACUUGACAAAAGCAGAUCUUAAGUUAUCUUCUCCCGACAUCACAAUCAAUACCAAAGAGGGCACACUUCGAAGUAAAUGUGCGGAAGUGAAAUUCUUAGAAGGUCAGAUAUCCAUCGCCAAUGCAAAUAGCGACCAGACCAUUCGGUUCGAAAUGCCACACUCGAAAGCAGAUAACCGAGAUAUAGUGAAUGUGCGAGCAGUCCUUGAAUACGAGACUUCAGAUGAGCCAGGCAUUGUGAGGAAACUGAGUGUCGAGCGAGAGGUUCCAUUGGCACUUGACCUCGCAGUGAACGUGCAGGACUUUUUCCGGGGAGAAAAAUUAUUGACAAAGUUCACCAUUUCGACCACAACACACCAACACGUCCGAAUAUCUUCUGUAGACCUCAUAUCAAGCGACAACGACGCCAAGAAGAUAAGGAUCAGCAAGCACAAUAAGCGGCCAGCGGUACUGACGGUAAAACCUGCUCAACCGGCGAAUUUUGUCUUCCAGUUAGAAAAGCUUGGGGAGGUCGACGAUCCCCUCCGGCUUUGCAUGGUUUAUCGACUCCUGCGCGAAGAAGUGGAAGCACUCGUCACUCGCCAUGUCGAGAAGGCCAUGCCGGAAUCAGACCAUUGGGAACACAGGAUAGCUGUGCAAGAUGCUAUCGUUCGCAACCUGGAAAGGAGCUCAUCAUGGGUAGAAAUGUAUGAGAUGGCGGGAGAGAUUCAUUUGCCAGGAGGCCAGUUAAAUGUCGACGGCGUUCCUGAAGAACUGCUCGCGAAGGUUAAACAAGACCUUCAGAAGCGCGACGACUUAAUCGCAGACAAGAGCAAAUGGAGAGAAUUUACAAUCCCUCUUGACCUCCCUCGACUUGACAUCCUAGUUUCAACACGAAUAGAGCUCGUUGCGAAUCCUUUCAACAAGGAACCUCUAAAACGCCAGCAAGCUCCCCCAAUAUAUGCCGGGCAACCCAUCACAGCAAUUGUUUCAAUCAACACGUCGUUUUAUUGGGCUGGUCCAGACAAGAAGGACAUCAAAGAGUACACGAUGCGCUUCCAGCUUGAGGAAAACAUGAAAGACUGGCUUAUUAGUGGGCAAAAGCGAGGCGAUUUCAAAGCAAAGGAUGGCGACACAUAUACAGUUACCAUAACGCUCAUGGCACUUCGACACGGAGAGUUAUCUCUUCCGAACGUUCGUGUGGUAGCCUAUCCUUCAGACAACAAUCAGUCCGCCACGCCUGUGAGUCUUGAGGCCUAUCAGGUACAGGGAGCUGAACGCUUGCUCGUCCUACCAAGAGGCGGUAGAACGACAUUCUUCCUGAACGUUGGACGAGAGCAGUAG
Molecule: messenger RNA, 3549 nt
Organism: Fomitiporia mediterranea MF3/22
Lineage: Eukaryota; Fungi; Basidiomycota; Agaricomycetes; Hymenochaetales; Hymenochaetaceae
Exons: 20
Coding region: 1-3549 (1182 amino acids)
Biological process (GO): intra-Golgi vesicle-mediated transport; early endosome to Golgi transport
Cellular component (GO): TRAPPII protein complex
Source: RefSeq, a predicted model, not a curated record